Molecule: messenger RNA, 786 nt
Organism: Dioscorea cayenensis subsp. rotundata (Guinea yam)
Lineage: Eukaryota; Viridiplantae; Streptophyta; Magnoliopsida; Dioscoreales; Dioscoreaceae
Exons: 1
Coding region: 27-713 (228 amino acids)
Source: RefSeq, a predicted model, not a curated record
UCCAAAAGCCUCUCGUGAACAACACGAUGAUGACCAUUCGCAAGACCGUACACACCUUGCUUGGAUUUCCCGAUCCCGAGGCAUUCCCGAUCAAUCCUCACCGUCAACGUACCAUCCCCUCAGAUGCCGCCGGCCUCCGCGCCCUCGCCGGCGAGAUUCCGAAGCCCCGUCACGUGGUUGCCUCCUCUGCCGUUGGACCUAUCCCGAAACCCACGGUCCUGAUCGAUCCCGGGCCCUCCGGCGCCGGCGGAGGGCUCGGGCUCUGUACCGAAUGCUUAGGGUUCGAGAGCCUCGACGUCGGCAGCGGCGGUGGCGAGAUCGGAGUGGAGAAGGUUGAGAGGAGCGCAGGGGAAAGGCCACGUCGGAGGGUGGUGGCGGCUGCGGCGGAGCAGGUGUUUCCGCCGCCGUUGGCAUCGCUGGCCGGGAAGGAUGGAAGGCGGAGCUCGUUCUUGAAGGCGGUGAGGAUGGACGGUAGGAUUUUGUUGACCGAGGUGACGAUCGAACGGCCGGAGAUCAUGCGCGCCUCCCGCCGCGAUGGACGGCUGAGAUUGCAUCUGGUGGGAAGUUAUGAUCACGAGGAGGAUGAAGCGGGGGUGAGUUGGGAGUGGGGAAGAGUGACGAGGAGUGAAGGGGUGACGUGUCAGAAAGCGGUGAGCGGUAACCAUAACCAUAUCCCACAGUGGUGGAAUCACCGCUUCGUUGCCACCGCGUAGUAGUGUACCAAUGCUUUAGUUCCAGAACUUUUUCUUUUUCUUUUUCUUUUUCGAUGCUAAUUAAAAUUAUAUU